Molecule: messenger RNA, 1119 nt
Organism: Vespula pensylvanica (western yellowjacket)
Lineage: Eukaryota; Metazoa; Arthropoda; Insecta; Hymenoptera; Vespidae
Product: probable RNA methyltransferase CG11342
Exons: 2
Coding region: 302-1081 (259 amino acids)
Biological process (GO): miRNA metabolic process; negative regulation of pre-miRNA processing
Cellular component (GO): cytoplasm
Molecular function (GO): O-methyltransferase activity; RNA methyltransferase activity
Source: RefSeq, a predicted model, not a curated record
ACGUUCGUUGCAUCUCCGUCGCACGUGGUCCGUGCGUGUCACGAGUCGUGACGAAUCGUCGACGGUUAACAUAAAUUUCUCUCUCGAAGGUUUCGCAAUCCUCCGUAAUUGCGUUGGAGAUCGCAUACCGAUCGCAUCUCGAUCUGAUCGCCGUAAAACGCAAAUAUCCGAUCGAUCCGCCGCAACCUCUCUCUUCGACGAUCGAAGAAAGAAACCUAGAGAAGAGAAUAUUUCCCUCGUGGACGGUUGGCUCGCGCGGUAAGGGGAGACGCCUUCGAAGGUGGCGGCAGCUCGACGGACGAUGUCGAAAGAUCCGGAAGGGAAGGAGAGGAUGAGAACGAAGGCGGAUCCGGGCGCGAGCAGAUACGGGAACUUUAUGAAUUACUACCAAUUUCGUAGCGCGGAAGAGCGCGUGCGACAACUUCCGCGCGACGACGUCUGGCGGUCCGUUCGUUCCGACCGGAAAUACGUGGGACUAGACAUCGGCUGUAAUGCGGGGGAACUUACGUACGAACUGUACGAUUUUCUCAGCGUCAAUUCGAGGAGCGCCGACGGCGAUAAACCCGACGUCUACGUGCUCGGCAUAGAUCUCGAUCCGAUCCUCGUGGAGAGAUCGCGCGAGGGCAAUCCUCGUCCGGAUCGAGUCACCUUCGAGCACUUGGAGUUUCUUUCGUCCGAGCGCGAUCCGACGAUCUCGAGAUAUCUCGAGAAACUGGGAAGGUCCCGUUUCGACGCGGUCUUUUGUUUCUCCGUCUCCAUGUGGAUCCACCUGAAUCACGGGGACGACGGUUUGGUCGAGUUCUUUCGCAAAGCUUGUUCCAUCUGCGACACGAUCGUCGUCGAGCCGCAACCUUGGAAGUGUUACAGAAACGCUUCGAGGAGAUUGCGAUUGGCCAACUUGGAAGACUUCCCUCUGAUAAAGAAAUUGGAACGCAGGGGCGACACGUCGGACCAAAUAGAACGGAUCUUGACGGAUCUGUGCGACUUUCGAAGAGUCGUCGUGACCAACGGGAACGAUUGGGAAAGAAAGAUCAUGAUUUUCGCGAGAAACCGAGAUCGAUCCUCUGUAACGACGAUGUAAACGCAUUUAUAAAUAAAACGAAACGAAUUAUUCUUUAA